CAGAAGCGGACAAUAGCAAUGUCAUUGCUAACGACUCGUCAACUCGUCGUCGUCAACCGCUUGGAUUUGGUUUACAAAAACAAGCGGCGAAUGGCUAACAUUUUUCGUACAUCCGUUCUGGCAGUUGGCAUUUUCACUUUGGUAAUUUAUCAAUCACUCCACAAACUGGAAAUUGCCGGAACUCAUCAGUAUAGGGACGUUAAAUCAAUUUUAAUUUGGAACGCUCCGGAACGGGCGGAAGUAGUGGCUUUCGUCAAUUCCGCUCGGGAUGGCCGGAAUGUUUUUAAUUCCUGUCCGAUCACAGAAUGCCGGAUCGAUUUGGAACCUUCCGGAACACUCGAGACUUACGACGCCAUCGUCAUCAAUUUCAACGAUCAAUUCCGGCUGGUCGACUUGCCGGAAUUCCGCCGGAAACAUCAUCAGCGGAUGGUCUUCUUCACUCAAGAGCCUCCGCCGGCUUUAAAAGGCUACGAUUUCCGUCGGUAUGCAAAUUACUUUAACUGGACCAUGACGUACCGGACGGAUUCCGACAUCCCUCUCACUUACGGCCGGAUUACUAAGCGAGAAAAAACAUUAACAAACACAGAAAUGACCAGCAAUUCCGGCAAUAAGACCAAACUAGUGGCCUGGAUGGCCACUCAAUGCUUGACGGAUGGCCGGAGGGAAUCUUACGUCAAGGAAUUAAAACGCCACAUCGAUAUCGACGUGUACGGCCUUUGCGGAAGACUUUCAUGCGCCCGGCAUCCGGUGGAUGUCUCCCAUCCGCGGUGCUACGACAAACUGGAAUCCACCUACAAGUUUUACCUGUCGUUGGAGAAUUCCAUCUGCCGGGACUACGUCACCGAAAAGUUUUUCAAAAUCGUCCAGCGUCGCAUCGUGCCCGUCGUUUACGGCGGUGCGGAUUACGAGCGGAUCGCACCCGCCGGCUCGUACAUCGACGCUCGUCGUUACCAUCCGGCUCAACUGGCCGACUACCUGCGACGGCUGGAUGCGGAUGAAACUUUGUACCAGGAAUUCUUCCGCUGGAAGAAAGACUACGCCGUCGAAGCCGGAGUCACAUCCAUGGCCCAUCGUGGGUUUUGCCAUCUUUGCAGUCGAUUACAUCACGAUCAAACAGUGAAAACUUACGUCGAUUUGACUAGCCACUGGCAACAUCCCAGUGACGAGUGUCAAUCACCUUUGGAGAUGAACUAAUUCAUUUUUUAGUUUGUACUA
Messenger RNA from Daphnia pulicaria, 1215 nucleotides. Its product is annotated as alpha-(1,3)-fucosyltransferase C-like. Gene Ontology annotation, molecular function: alpha-(1->3)-fucosyltransferase activity. The coding region runs from base 19 to 1194 and encodes 391 amino acids. NCBI's taxonomy places the organism in Eukaryota, Metazoa, Arthropoda, Branchiopoda, Diplostraca, Daphniidae. The record is from RefSeq and is a predicted model, not a curated record. The transcript has a single exon. Gene Ontology annotation, cellular component: membrane.